Anopheles stephensi (Asian malaria mosquito) is the source of this 7183-nucleotide messenger RNA. RefSeq names its product serine-rich adhesin for platelets. The transcript is spliced from 4 exons. Lineage: Eukaryota; Metazoa; Arthropoda; Insecta; Diptera; Culicidae. Bases 1836 to 6152 code for a protein of 1438 amino acids. The record is from RefSeq and is a predicted model, not a curated record.
AUAUAAAAUUUAGUUUUAAAAUCUAAACGCGGAUUGAUGAUCGAUGGAAAGGACGAAUGGUAGGCAGGCAGACAGUAUUUUUAGGUUAUUGAAAUGAUUAGUAUGGAACUGUGGUUGCGAUUGCCGAUUGUACAUAUGCAAGCGUUUUCCUUCAGGAAUAGUUGUUUCGCCAGAACUGAUGCGAUCAUGUAAUCGACAGACGAAAGACUUACGAUUCAUGUAUCCUCCAAUUUUCUUCCUCCCCAUUUGCAAUCCCGUUGCCCGUUAGUGGUGCGAGUCCGAACAGUGGCACUUUUCCAGUGGGUAAAAUAUGCCGAAAGUUGUACUCAUGCGCCUUCACUGCUAGCGGUGUAGCACGAGCGUGAACGAAGCGGACCAUCAUCAUCAUCAUCGGGGCUUUGGUUUUCAGUCGCGACCAAACGAGCGAACACGGUCCUAGUUCGAAAAGAGGUCCACGGUAAAUCGAUAGCCAAUCGUGUACUAAGCCGUAUCGUUUAAUUUCUGCAGCAUGGCAAGCCCAACCAAGUCUGCCGAAUACGGCCCGCACGGAUGAAACGGAGUUUGAGGCAGCCGUGCUUAAAGGCGCCAGCAGUGCCGACAUGCGCCUUAUUAGAUUGCAGGGUUAAAAAAUCAUUCGCUCCGCUGUACAGCAGAACCGUUUGCGAGACGGCUGAAUGGUAUAAUUGUUCCUAUUGUUGGUUUGCUAACCCAAGAAUGGUUGCAUAUUACAUCUGAACAAGUGCACAUUCCAGCAGGUUCGCGGGCUGAACAAACGUUGUGGAGCGCAAAGGAAUAUUGGCGAAUUAACCGUGCUAGUGCGAUAAUCAAUCAAGCAAGCGUGGAUGGAAGUUUGCGUAAGGUGGAAAGAUGGUCUUGGCGAUGCACCGUAGUCAUUCCGAAGUUAUUGAGGUCUUGGUGGUGGUUUGUUGUUGAUUCGAUUCGAUGUGGAAAAAGUGCCUACCAAAUACCCUGUUGGUGUUGUGUCAUAAUAUUACCGCAUAGAAUAUCCGCCGCUCUUCUCCUUCACAAUACCUAUGAGAUACGGUUUCCCCGUUCUUCGUGAAUACCUUCGUGGUAAGCCUAACGUGUCAGUGUGUGUGUGUGUGCGUGCGUGCGUUUUUUUAUGUUAUUUUAUUCGUAAAUGUGCAAAAGUGUAACUUCCUGUGACCGAUUGCUGGUACGUGGUUUGUGCGAUGUUCGUUCCUCGUUCAUGAUUGAAACUUAAUGAUUUUUAAGCUUUCGAGAGCAUGGCAGCAUUGGCUAGCAGAGCUCAAGUGAUUAGCUAAGCAGGAGCACCCAGUGAGUGCCCCCAGUGUCACUUCCCUUUUCUGUUUCGCCGUUCUUCUUGCAGCCGACGCACAUGCUACUGCUGCAGCUAUCUGUCCGGAAGCUAUCGGAAUUUGAUGAAUGGAUCAAUAUAUGAUGGAGGUGAACCAUUGCAUCAUGCCGACACUGCCGUCGUAGCUUAUCGUCCUUAUCGUUUUCAUCGCACUCCAAGCGGGCAGCCUAAACGAGGAUGUGCAAUACCGUUAAUAAUCUCCGUACUGCCAGCAGCUACUAGGAUUGGGAAGUGAUUUUUGCCAAAAGCUCAGAUAGCUCGCGCGAAGCCAACAAAAAAGAGUGCGUGGUGCGCAACCGAAAGUGGUGCAGUGAGUUUAAUUUGCAGUAGAAUACAAAGCGACAUUUCAAGUUCGUUCUGAACCCACCACAUCUAGAGUUCCUCUGCCGUUUUCCAUACCCCAGCUCUUGCUCCAAAUCCACUCUUCCAGCCUUUCGAGUUCCUCCUUCCUUGCUGCUAGCACUAGACGAACGCCAAGGGUGUAUUUCAAAACGCAAUGAAUGUAGCAUCGUCGUCUCCAUCGUCUCGUAAACAGAAACGCCUUGGUCCGGCACCAAUCGCCUCGAUGGAAGACACUACGGCCGAAGAGAAAGCACAGAUGGAGCAACAAAAUCAUCACAAUCUGCAACGGUGGUCACAGGAAAAGCCCUCUAUCGAUUCAAGCCGUGGCUCACCGACCAAAACCUUUGAUUGCCCAUCGGCACUGAUACCGGCAACGCCACGCAUAGACAUUAGUCGAGCUUCUUCUCACUCAUCCCAUCACGACAGUAGAGACAGCAGUCCCGAAAAUGUCUUCGAACAGGUCGGUACUGGCACACUGCAAGACUCAGGCGUGCUCGGUUUUCGUGAGGAAGACACACUUGACUUGCGGAAUUCUACCGAAGAACUUCAGUUUAUGGAACCGGAAAAGGGAAAUCGAGAGAAGGAGAAACCCAAUACGCAAAUUACCUACGGAUCUUGUCCAACCCAACGGUACUCGCCAAUCAUUUGGAAGCUGGAAGAACAACCAACGCAACAGCAACACCAGUUCCAGCAGCAACAACAGCAACAUAACCGUAAAGAUUCCGCCAGUUCUGAAGUGGUGGCAUUCCUUUCAAUUUCUGGACGAACCAGCCGCCUGUCAAGUGUGGGCAGCCAGGGAUCAGCGAACAGCAAACUGUCCGCUACGUCAGCAGUUUCUGGAAUAUCGCGCUCACCUUCACCUCAUAAGAUGUUGUUAGAGACAUCAUUUUGUGGCGCGAAGCCUAUGCAGGCGUAUGCCGAAAGUGGUAUGGUAGGAAGCGCCCUUGAGCCUUCUACGGAACAAAUGCUAGAACAAGUAAUAUUGUCCCGAAAGAAAGACCCUACAGAGGCCGUUUUAGCGGAAGGUAUACAUGUGCAUACAGCCAAUGCUAUGGCCGCCAACUCCACGUUAGAUGGGGGCCACCGGCGAGGAGUGCCGAAAACCGUUCCGCAACAACCACCUCCCGGCGGAGGAGAUGGUCAAGGGGUCCAGCCUGGUACAGCCAAGGCGGGGGGUCAUGUGCGGCGCAAGUCCGACUGUGGAACGGGUACGACGAAUAAUCUCGAGAUACAAACUUUGAAAUCCAACCAAACCAGCCGCAGCGUUGGCAAUAAGCGUCACAUUCCGCCACGCGAUUUGAAAAAUUCGAUAGUGGGUGUUAUGCCGAGCGGUACGGAAUACAUCCGGAUUAAGCUGAAACCGGACCACUGCUACAGCGAUAACGGCAUCGCGGACAACGAACGUGUCGUAGAAAAACCGAAGGAUGGCGCCCAGGAGCUGUCGGUUUCGUCAGCCCACGAUCCGCAUCGAACACGAGCAUCCAGUAUUACACGAUCACCAUCCCCAGCAAACGUGAGUGUUUCGCGAAAGAAUUCGUUUUGUUCGCUUUUUAAAUUUAAGGAUGGUGUUUCCACUGACAAACCUAAUAACCUCCAACAGCAGCAUCUACCACGGAAAAAGCGCACCUCGACGGCAUCGAAUGAAUCGGGAACGCUAGGUGGUCGGUACUACGAUCAGCAGACAGAUCAUCCGAGCGCAUCGAACAACUCGACACCGUCGAAGCAGAAGCUUGUGCUGAAGAUGUUCAAAUCAAAACGGGACCCAAAAUCGAAAUCACCCUCUCCCAUGGGUUCGGCCGCGGAUGGCAUCGGCCAAUCCUUCUACAGUGCUGGCAGUGGUGAACAGCAGGCGGCGACCAGCAACAUCAGUGCAGCACGAUCGCCUGGCUCAACGGGAUUGCGCUACUACGACGCACCGCUCGAUGGUCAAAGCAUACACAUUCCUUUGCACACACCACCAGAGGAACGGCGGUUGGGCUCAUUUCGUAGUGCAGCUGGUGUAACGACGUCUUCGUUCGUGGAUACAACCGCAUCCACUGGCAGCGGAGCACAGGUGUCUGUAUCUGCAUCAGGCACACCGACAGGACACAGCAGCAUCAUUCAAAAACACGCCAAAACACCCAAACAGCAACGCAUUGCCAACAUGACGGUUACGAUACACGAUCGGCCCAAACCGAUGCCACCGCUCAAAUGCUAUAGGAUCGACAAUCCGGACGGUAGUAUUAUAAUACCGCUCAAGUCUCCGAUCGAGGAUAAGGAGAAUAGCACUCAGCAUUGGGAGAACGUCAUUGGGGAACUAUCGCAGCGGAUUGAAAAGCAUGUUAGUGAGGAUCACGACGAUGGUCACAUUGCACACGCUGGUAAUCAGUCGACAUCGUUAACACGCGACGACGCAGCCCCUGCAGAUCGCCGACCGGAACCAAAGAGAGGCGAUUAUUCGACUCCACCUCCCCCUCCGCCGCCACCGCCUCCGGCAUCCAGAUCGAAAUCACCAAAAUCUUCUGUACCUGUUCCGACGGAAGCGAAAGCAUCGGUUGGUGUAGAUGUUCACAAAUCGCAGCAACAAGUUCAACAUGCUACAACGUCGUCAAUAAGCACUUCCAUGCGCCAGAAACAGGCGGCCCUGUUCCAAAUGCGCAUGGGUUCUGGUAGCGAGGAGCAAAUAUUUUGCACCACGCUUAAAGAUUAUACAAAGGAGAUGAACCGCAAUAGCUCAACUGUAAGCCAAAGCUCGGAAGGCUCGCUACAGAAAGCUCCGUCAGGGCAUGAGGAUGGUGCGAACGACAGCAGUGCGUUGGUCGGCAGCGGCAUUGUUGGUGGUGGCGGUGCGCAAACAAGGAAACAAUUGGCCGGUAAAUGUAGUGAGCACCCAAACAACCUUGUGACAGCGGAUAGUGUAACAUCAUCAUCAUCUUCACCUCAACAGGUCAUGCAGGCGAAGGGAGCGAUGCUGAUGAAGGAACUCCAUGAGCAUCAAAAGCAGUACCAGUUAAGGCAGCAACUACAGCAACAACAGCAACAACGAGAGCAGCUACGGGACAGCUAUGUUGCAGAGAAUAGCACAGAAGCAAUAACGGAUGAAGUGGCUGCAGUAGUGUCACGUAGUAGUAGCCCUACCGAAUGCAUAAGUAGUGACGCAAAGCACCAACAGCACGACCACCACCACCACCACCUACAUCAACAUCAUCAACACCAGCAUCAUAAUCACAUUUCGCGUCAAAAGAACCAUACUCAUGAUCAAAUGUCAUCAACCGAACGGCCAGGCUCCAGCAACACGAUCGACGACGGUAUGGCAUCGUCGGAGAGUGAAAAGGAUUCCGAAUUUGAUUCCGCAUCGAUGAGGGCUGGUCGACAUGCCCUUCGGCCGAACAUGCUUGCGAUCGAAGAUCAUGAAAGUGCCGGGCUGGUGUUUCAGGAAUCUUUCGACGACGAACUGCCAUACAUUCCGACGACGUUGCCGGAAGAGAAGCCGGUAGGCAUAAAGCUAGUGCCGGCCAAGGAACGCACGCAGCACGAUUUGAAAACCUACCCCCUAGAGCGGCCACGUUCGACCACCCCCAUCCAUCCUGGAUCACUAGAGAAGUAUUGCCAUGAGCGGUCGGCCACUACUACCACAACUUCUGGUGUGCGGGGAAUGAUUGCACGACCGAGCGUCGGUGGCGAUAAUGCAGCAAGUAUGCGUGAUUCCGCAGCGAACGGCACGGGCGUAGCGAAGCUGCGCAUCAGCUUACCGGUCAAGAAAGCCAGCGAGAGUGUUGGGUCUGGAGCAGGGUCUCGAGUAUUCGAGCACCGAUCAUCGUUGGGUGCCAUCACAAUGACCACAACGACCACGGCAGCAAUUACCGGAGGGACUGGUGCAACAGGCAUCGGAACUACGGGUAGACAGUAUCGGUCGACUUCGACAACGUCGGCGAUGAUGAUGUCCUCAAUGGUCAGCAAUAACCGUGGAAUUACGUCAGAAGACUCACCAACGCCGCCACCACUGCCACCGCGUAAAGCGUCUACAUCAUCAUCGUCGGCGAAUACGGCCACUCCCUCUGGACACAAAUGGAUCGACGUUGAAGCAAUACCAGAGAUGCGAAAAGCACCGAAACGUAUCACAGCAAUACCACAGAAACAACAGCAACAGCCGCAAACUCCACGAAGCUCCAACAGUGAAGGUGCCGGCUACACUAUCGAUCGGAAGGAAAUAGGUGCCGACGGUCAGGUGUAUAACUAUGUCAAUCCGGAAGAUUGUCAGUGUGAAUGCCACGAUCAUGAACGGACAGCCGCCCAUUCAAGCACAAGCGCCGCUGCUCACGAAGAGAUUAUGGUCUCCUCGAUCGAUCUGGCCGACGAUUGCAGGCCACUGCUGCGCUCGUCUUCGUCGUCGCUUACGGCGGCUCCAACGGGCACAACACCGGUGAUGGACGAAUGCACUGCUGACCUGAAAGCGCCGCUGGACCGGAAAUUUCCUGAAGCCGAGGGGUAAGCGAGGGCAAAUAUAAUCAGCCCGAAGCGCUGACAAUUUGAUUACAGUAUGCUUUCUCUUGUCCUUACAUGUGGCACAAACAAUGUGUUUUGUAAAAUCAGGAAGAUCCUAUGAAAUGUGCUGAGUAGGGAAACGUGAGCAACCGUAAGGUGGCGUAAGUUGCGCGAGCGUACACGCCUAGCGAAGCCGUUUACUGUACUGCAUAUAAAUUGCAUGCAAGACAAAUAGUUAAUGUUUCGAAACACGUAAAACACACAGAGUCACAAACACGCAUUUCAUAUUCGUUUCAUAUUCGUAUUGCAAUAUGCUACGCGCUGCUCGGACCAUAGACCUUACAAUUGAAUAGCAUAAUUAGGCAUCGCAUACAAAAGACAGACAUAACAAAAAAACAAUAAAAUACAAUUGGAAAGAAAACAAAGAAGAAACAUAGAACUACUAAAAAAAAAUACUGCUAAUACUACUACUAAUACUACCACCACUACUACUACUACUACUAACACUACGGUGCAUUUCGUUGUAAGCUCACGUCACGUAACUAAACAAGCGAAAUCCAAAACGUUUUACACUCACGGGUGUAUCUGAAACCUUAAACCUCAGAUAUUCCUGUAGCCUCACGCACCUCAGAUAACAUGAACAACUGGCAAGGCAAAGGAAAACAUUAUCUGCAACGUAUGGUUCACUACGUUGAAAAUAGUUGGUAGUAGAACUAGUUCAAUCUCAAACUAACUAAAUGACCAACGAUGGUGCGAUGGAACUUCCUCGUAUACGUUUGAUCCGGCGAAAGAAAGCAGGCAAGAUCAGCCGCUCUGAUGCACGAAAGCUUCAUGACAACAAGCUUAUUCUAGUACAUGAUCUUCAAAUCAUCGCGUUCACUUGAAGUCCCCUAGCAAACAGGAACACGUUCAGCUAUUUUUACCUUCAUCGAUCGAUUUUGACGCAAACGCUCGCUCUAUAUACACUUGUGUUGUAUUUGUAUCGUUGCAAAGAUAUAUAACGUUAAAUAAAUUAAUAAAGAAAUCAUUUAAACAUCA